AUGAGCAAGAUGGAAAAGCUCUCCAAGGCCGUGUGUCAUGUCACUGGAUCAAAACAUUGCGGUUUAGUCUCGAACGGUGACAACUCGGUGACCUUGUUGCCCUUCCCCAAACUUCAAGUCAUAGGGGCCGAGAUUCCCAGUGAUGAGUUGGAGUACUAUCCCGUUUAUCCAGGCUAUCUUUCGUCCAAGAAUGGUCCCAAGAUGACGUCAGAGUUCCUAAGCGAUGUUUCUGGGAAGGUCACUGCUGUGACUGGUAUUGCACCAGAUGGUCAGUUCGAUAAGACCUUCUUCGGUGAAGCCGCGGACCAAGAUCUCAUGGCCCGCCUUAUCAGGGGCGAUCUACCGCAGCAUCGCAUUUGGGAAGAUGCCGGACAUGCCGCCAUGAUCUCUCCUAAGGGCAAAGUUCCAGGAUACACAAUCGUCGUACCUCGCGCCCAUCUGGCUCCCGACCUCCUCAACCUCCCCGACGAGGAGUAUGACUCACUUAUUGCAGCCAGCCAUGCUACUGCUCGUGCAUUGAUGCUAGGUCUUGGAGUAGCUCGUUGUGGAAUGUUUUUUGAAGGGUUUGAGGGCCACUACGCUCAUACCAAGAUCAUUCCAAUCCACGAGCCCUCUCCCUCCCAGCAACUCGAUAUCGCUGUCCGAGGCCCCGCGCCCUAUAGUGAGGAUUAUCAGGGGUAUAUGACUACCCAACUAGGACCAACGGUAAAGGACGAGGCCGCGCUAAUUGUUCUCGUGGAGAAAAUUCGUGCUGAGGUUGAUGCACUGAAAAUUUGA
Molecule: messenger RNA, 777 nt
Organism: Penicillium digitatum Pd1
Lineage: Eukaryota; Fungi; Ascomycota; Eurotiomycetes; Eurotiales; Aspergillaceae
Product: HIT family protein
Biological process (GO): nucleotide metabolic process
Molecular function (GO): catalytic activity
Source: RefSeq, a predicted model, not a curated record